AUGUCGGAAUUUUAUGAGAACGAUGAAGACGUUCUACAAAUGAUCCAACAUAUAAAAAAAAUAACGAAAGAAUCUAAAAGAAAAUAUGAACUUGAUAUAGACAAUAUCGUUGAAGAUACAAAAAUUAAUCUAAUUAAUAAUGUAAAUGAUGAGAAAAAUAAUAUUAAACAAGAAAUUGAUGAUAAGAUAAAAAAAUUAAAGGAGGAUAUUAGAAAACAUGAAAAAAAUAUUAAAGACAAAAAUAAAUUGUAUCAAAAAUUAAAACGUGAAUUAGCUAAUGUUGUAAACAAUUAUAAGAAUAAAAUCAAGGAGUUUUAUUUACAAACUGAAAAUUUUAUGAAGACAUAUGAAAAUGAAAAAAAAGAACUCGACGAAUUAGAAGAUAAAGAAUGGAAAGACUUAAAUAUACAAUGUAUAGAAAUUCUAAAUAAUACAAAGUCAAAUAUAUACGCUACUAAAGAUGAAACUAGCGAAAAACUUAGAAAGGUAUUAAAAUCCAUUCUUUAA
This is a messenger RNA of Plasmodium adleri (nom. inval.), 507 nucleotides long. RefSeq names its product conserved Plasmodium protein, unknown function. The record is from RefSeq and is a predicted model, not a curated record. Bases 1 to 507 code for a protein of 168 amino acids. The transcript is spliced from 2 exons. NCBI's taxonomy places the organism in Eukaryota, Apicomplexa, Aconoidasida, Haemosporida, Plasmodiidae.